AGCAGAGCAGAGCGCGGACGCACUGGCAGAAGGAGGAGAGAUCCUGGUCGAGGAGCAGCAGCGAGGAGAAAACUGGAGCAAAAGACUGCCACCAACAACCCCGCACUCCUCUGUACUGUACGGUUACCCCUGCGUGGGGAUAAUGCAUCCUGUCGGCGGUGUAAUGUGCCCGUGAAAGAGGAGAAGUGUCUGAGGAGAGAGCAGUAAUGGUUCUGCGUCUGGGAGCGCGGCCGCUCCGUGCGCUCCAAUCCGCGUCUCUCCGCGUCCGUGAAGCCGCCGCAGAGCGCCCUCCGAUGCCCGUCCUCCUCUCCUCCUCUCCGCCGCCCAGCUGCACUCACCUCCGGGUAUUUAUCCGACUCAUCGUUACAUAACUCGGCUUCUUUGUCGCUCGCACUGACUUCAUUUUUACCCAAAAAAGCCAGGACCAUAGAUAGAUAGACGCGUCGUGUUUGCCGCUCCAGCAGCAGGCGACGCAAGCGGCAGCAGUCGGCGACGCGGCGGUGGUGGAUUUAAAGUCUGUGGUGCCUUCUUUGCUGUCGUGGACUGAAGGACCAGCAGGAGGACACUUUAAAAGGGUGGAAACCUGAGUCCAGCGGUGAUGAGAGCUCGCUCCGGGAGGAUUUCACUGGUGUGCUGCCAGAAGCAUCUGGAAAGGAUAACACAGGCGUAUACACUCCCCCUCCAGAGGACCAGAGGAUAAUCCACAUCUCAGACAUUUCAGUUGUUUCAGCCCUUGAGUGUCUUUCAGCUUGUGUUUCUAAUGUGGUUUAAUCACACUGGCACUUAAAAACCUCUGCCUUGCUCUGAGCGGCACAAUUUGGGUUCAUAACAACCUCUUGGCACCCAGUGGUUUUGAACAUGUUGGAUAACUGCUGCAUUCAAUUAAGUGAUUAAAGGACAUCCUCACCCUCAAAACCAGUACAGCACAGUAAAUCCUGCAAGGUGUCCCCUGUAUAGCUAUGCAGUAAAGAUGUGUGCAGCCAGGUUCGGUGGCCUGCUCAAUGGCUGUGCCGAGGAGGCCGCUGCCAGUGGUGCCGCUGCUGGGGCUGCUGGUCCGGUCACGGGCUCCAGGAUGCUGGACUGGACAGAGGCAGGUCCACGCAUCCUCCACAGCCUGGAGAUGGGGACGGUGAUGACCGUCUUCUACCAGAAGAAGUCCCAGAAGCCCGAGAGGAGAACCUUCCAGAUAAGGCAGGACAUGCGGCAGAUAGUGUGGAGCCGAAACCCUGACAAACUAGAAGGAGAGGUGGACAUCCGAGAGAUCCGGGAGCUGCGGUUGGGGAAGGGCUCCCGUGAUUUUGAGCGCUACCCGGAGGAGGCCCGUAAGCUGGACGCCGCCCACUGCUUCAUCGUGCUCUACGGCCUGGAGUUUCGCCUCAGGACGCUCAGUGUGGCUGCGUUCAGUGAAGAGGAGGUCAACAUGUGGAUCACUGGUCUCAACUGGCUGAUGGUCGACACUCAGAGAGCGCCCGCACCACAGCAGAUAGACAGGUGGCUGAGGAAACAGUUUGAAGUCAUGGACAGGAGCCACGAGGGCAGUAUCACAGUGAAGGAUGUGAAAGCUCUGCUGCCUCAGGUCAACUACAGAGUCCCCAACAUGCGCUUUCUCAAAGACAAGCUGCAGGAGGUGGAGGCCAGGAGCGACCUGUCGUACCCCAACUUCUCACAGCUCUACAGAACACUGAUGUUUGACGCACAAAAGAGUAUUAUUGAGCAGCUGGAGCUCUCCUUCCCUCUGCGGAAUGUUGACAGACCGGAGCUUUGUCAGAUCUCCCUCUACGACUUCCAGAAGUUUUUACAGAUGGACCAGAAGGAGUCCUGGGCGUCGGAUCUGAGUCGUGUCAGAGAGUUCCUCGCGGGGUACAUGAGGGGCGGACCGCAGCCUGAGCCCAUGCUACAACUGGAUGAGUUCCUGACGUUCCUGUUCUCUAAAGAGAAUUCUGUCUGUGACCCUCGACCUUCACCUGUCGUUGCUGAUGACAUGAAAAAGCCGCUGUCUCAGUACUGGAUCUCCUCUUCACACAACACCUACCUGACAGGUGACCAGUUUUCCAGUGAAUCGUCUCUAGAAGCCUACGCCCGCUGCCUCAGGAUGGGCUGCCGCUGCAUCGAACUGGACUGCUGGGACGGACCUGACGACCUGCCGAUCAUCUACCACGGCCACACAUUAACUUCCAAGAUCAAAUUCCUGGAUGUGCUGCACACCAUCAAAGAACACGCCUUCGUCACAUCAGAGUAUCCUGUGAUCUUGUCCAUCGAGGACCACUGCAGCGUGGUCCAGCAGAGGAACAUGGCCACGCACUUUAAGAAGGUGUUUGGAGAUCUGCUGCUCACCAAGCCAGUUGAUAACAACGCAGAGGAGCUUCCCUCACCCUACCAGCUCCGCAGGAAGAUCCUCAUCAAGCACAAGAAGCUGGUGGAAGGCACGCUUUAUGAAGAGGUGACGUCAGCCAGCUACUCUGAAAACGACAUCAGCAACUCUCUGAAGAACGGCAUCCUUUAUCUGGAAGACCCCGUCGACCACACCUGGACUCCACACUAUUUCGUCCUGACCAGCAAUAAGAUUUACUACUCAGAGGAGACGUCUCACUACCAGACAGCUGAGGAAGAGGAGGACGACGAAGGAAAAGAGGAGUGUAACAACAACGAGCAGCACUGUGCGGAGCGCUGGUUCCACGGGAAGCUGGGUGGAGGUCGCGAUGGCCGACAGGUGGCUGAGAAGCUCCUGCAGGAGUACUGCGAGGGCGGGGCCAAAGACGGCACCUUCCUGGUUCGGGAGAGCGAGACGUUUGUCGGAGACUACACCCUCUCGUUCUGGCGCUCCGGUCGAGUCCAGCACUGCAGGAUCCAUUCCCGUCAGGAGUCCGGCUCCACCCGCUUCUACCUAACUGACAACCUGGUGUUUGACAGCCUCUACCGCCUCAUCUGCCACUACAGAGACACGCCUCUGCGCUGCAACGAGUUUGAGAUGAGGCUGGGCAGCCCCGUGCCUCAGCCCAACGCACACGAGAGCAGAGAGUGGUACCACUCCAGUCUGUCCCGGGUUCAGGCUGAACACAUGCUGAUGCGUGUCCCCAGAGAUGGAGCUUUCUUGGUGCGAAAACGCAGCGAGAACAACUCCUUCGCCAUCUCCUUCAGGGCGGAGGGGAAGAUCAAACACUGUCGUAUUCAGCAGGAAGGCCGUCUCUUCAUGCUGGGCAGCUCGGCAGAGUUUGAGAGUCUCGUCGAUCUCGUGAGCUACUAUGAGAAACAUCCUCUGUAUCGCAAGAUGAGGCUCCGUUACCCCAUCAACGAGGACACUCUGGACCGCAUGGGCACCACGGAGCUUGACUACGGCGCGCUGUAUGAGGUCCGCACUCCUCAUUUCUACGUGGAGGCCAAUAAGAUGCCCACAGCACGGUGUACGGUCAAAGCUCUGUAUGACUAUCGAGCUCAGAGGGAAGACGAGCUCUGUUUCCCCAAACAGGCGCUCAUCCUCAACGUGGACAAGCAGGAGGGCGGCUGGUGGCGAGGUGACUACGGAGGAAAGAAACAGCUGUGGUUUCCUGCAAACUACGUGGAGGAGGUUCCCAGUUCUCCCACCAGAGAGCUGGAUGAAGCAUCCACAGAGAACAGUCCUCUUGGAACAUUCCUCAAGGGCUUCAUUGAUGUACCCACCUGCAGUGUCGUGGUGCAUAAGGACGGGAAGAAUUCUCGUCCCUACGUGUUCACAAUCCAGUCCCAGCAGCUGUCGUCUCAACCGGUUCAGACCCUGGAUGUGGCAGCCGACAGUAUGGAAGACGUGACCACCUGGGUUGGCAAGAUCAGAGAGGCCACACAGAAUGCUGAUGCACGGAUGCAGGAGGAGAAGCAAAUGGAGAGGAGGAAGAAGAUCGCGGUGGAGCUGUCUGAGCUCGUGGUCUACUGCAGACCCGUCCCCUUCAAUGAAGACAAGAUCGGGACAGAGAGGGCAUGUUACCGGGACAUGUCCUCUUUCCCGGAGACAAAGGCAGAGAAGUUUGCGACACGCAGCAGAGGGAAACGCUUCCUGCGGUACAACCACCGUCAGCUUUCCAGAGUUUAUCCCCGAGGACAGAGGCUGGACUCGUCCAACUACGAUCCGCUCCCCAUGUGGCUCUGUGGCUCCCAGCUGGUUGCACUCAAUUUCCAGACCCCAGAUAAACCCAUGCAGCUGAACCAGGCUUUGUUCAUGCUGGGAGGUGCCAGCGGCUUUGUUCCCCAGCCUGAUGUCAUGAGAGACGACACCUUUGACCCUUUCGACAAGGACACCUUACAUGUGGAGCCAAUCACCAUCCAGUUACAGGUGCUGGGAGCGCGUCAUCUGCCUAAAAAUGGCCGCAGCAUUGUCUGUCCCUUUGUGGAGGUGGAUAUCUGUGGAGCUGAUUACGACAGCUGCAAAUGCAAGACGGAUGUCGUAGCUGAUAACGGUCUGAAUCCUGUGUGGGUGCAGAAGCAGUUUGUGUUUGACAUCCACAACCCCACCUUCCCCUUUCUGCGCCUCACUGUCUAUGAGGAGGACAUGUUCAGUGAUCCUAACUUCCUGGCACAGGCGACCUACCCUGUCCGUCUGCUACGAACAGGCUACAGGAGCAUCCCUCUGAAGAACAGCUACAGUGAAGAGCUGGAGUUGGCAUCACUUCUGGUCCAUAUAGAGAUCGUCAAUGCAAAGGAGGAAGACGAUGAGAACCUGUACAUGUCCAUCCAGCGGCUGCGGGAUCGAACCAGCGAGCUGUCCAACCAGGUUUCCCUCCUGGAGAGGUCGGGCUCAGGAGAUCUCGGCUACCAGCAGAGUCUGGAGGAGCUCAGAGCGGCUCAGGACCAGCUGAGUGAGCUGGUGGAGGCCCGAAACCGCAGGCUGAUGGAGAAGAAGAGGAGGGAGAAGCUGAGGCAGCAGGUGACAGCAAAGCGCAGCUAAUCCUCCCGUUCACCAGGGAGCGCUACACUCCGAUACAAACCAGAGCUGUACAGCAACAGCCUGAGAAGACAGCAGGCUCUUUACAGCAGCGACAUGCUAUCCAUUUAUAACUGGAAAUAACAUGUUCUUUCACAAUAAGAUGUGAGACUUUAUAGCACCAUGCUGGACUAACAGCAGAGCAAAAAAGUUACAGAGCGAAGCAUCUCAUGGACUCAAAAUAAAACCUCACAAAACUAAGCUAUACAAAUAAUCAUGGACUUACGGCUGAAACACAUUAAGAGCAAACUGGAGAUGGCUUUCUUCUGAUGUUUUCACACAGACAGGAGAGGUGAAGGGUCAGAAUUCUGAAUUUCACUAUCAUGAUAGUCAGAAAAUUUACCUGUAACAAUUUUUUUUACAAGCAAAAAUACCAAACUUUUGCUGCUUUUCUUUGUGUUAUGUGAUCAUAAAUGUUGGACUGUUUGUCAGAAAGAACAAGCUAUUUAAAGAUGCCACCUUUUAGAAACUGGAACUUUUUAGUGUAGAUGGUGGUAUAACAUGCCACACACAACUGAACUGAAGCUCAUCAAGUUCACUCUUACUGUGUUUUGGUCUUUAGUAAGAAAUACAGGAUAUAAAAGGGAGAAGAAAACUCAGGUUACACAAAUGGAUGGAAUUAAAAAAACUAUUUGGAUGGGAAAAAAGGGAGCAGUGUGCACACGUAGCAAGUUAAUAUCACGUAUGUGCCUUUGAUGUUGUGCUUUUUAGAGUUUAAUUACUCUAGUGUUUAACAAAGUAAAAUGAAACUUUCUCUACAACUGGAAUAGUGUCCCUUUAAGGGAGAACUACUAACAAACUGGAGGUGGAAUCCACUCGUUUUGGCUCGGACCACUACUCAUGAAAUGGGUUUUAAAGGGAUUUUAAAACUGAAGUCUGUUCCUCCUAAUCAAGACCAAGUCUUUUUUUUUGGGCGAUCACAUGAACUCUACACCCCAGGUGGCGAGGGGCUCCUGACACACAUGUUCCUGUUCUACAGGAGAGCACAAUGUGGACAAACAACUCCUCACCAAACCACACAGACAAGAUUUUUAAAACUUCUUCAAAGGGCUCUAAAUGUAUCUAUACUUCAACGAGAACAGUUCUCACAGCACCCGCUGGAUAUUUCCUUCAUAGGGGACAAGGUGACAAACACUACGCAGGUGUGUUUGUUACAGUCGGCCACACACACACACACACACACACAUGACAAACAAGGGCUAUCACAGAAAACUGGCAAAGCACUCUUUUACUUCUCGCCUCACAUCUGAACCACCCGACCAGGAUCAGUUCCCAUCAUCUGGCUCUAAUCAACAGAUGUGGCUCAACUGAUCCUGGAUCUGCCAAAAAAAACAGCUUCAAAUGGACCCACUGCAUGGCUUCAUAUCUAUUAAUGCCCCUCUCCCUCCCUGUAGUGACUUUACCUUCCCAUCAUCCCCCUGUCAAAUUUCUCAUUGUAUAUAACUUUUAUUUAUCAAACUGGUGUAGAUCCUGUUUUAAUAGAUGACAGAACAUACUAGGAGAAUGAUAAUGGACUUCAGAUUGAAGAUACUGUAACUUUAUGUAGAAAUUAAUAUUGUGUCCCUUUAAAUGUCCCCAUAGACACAAGCCUCUCUCAUUCUCCCUACGCUGCAGUUGCACUGGGUGGGGACUUCUAUGCAAAGGACGUCUUCUUGGCCUAUAGCCAUUGUGUAUUAGGCGGUUUGACUCAAGUUGUUUUCUCUCCGUAUCUAUGCUAACUGUCCAGUAUUAUUACUCUGCAUUACAAAUCCUGUGCAAGUUUCCAUUUAAUAAAGCUCUUUUAUGUA
Molecule: messenger RNA, 6738 nt
Organism: Sebastes umbrosus (honeycomb rockfish)
Lineage: Eukaryota; Metazoa; Chordata; Actinopteri; Perciformes; Sebastidae
Product: 1-phosphatidylinositol 4,5-bisphosphate phosphodiesterase gamma-1-like
Exons: 32
Coding region: 971-4915 (1314 amino acids)
Biological process (GO): phospholipid catabolic process; positive regulation of epithelial cell migration; phosphatidylinositol-mediated signaling
Molecular function (GO): phosphatidylinositol-4,5-bisphosphate phospholipase C activity; protein binding
Source: RefSeq, a predicted model, not a curated record